Molecule: messenger RNA, 3438 nt
Organism: Nicrophorus vespilloides
Lineage: Eukaryota; Metazoa; Arthropoda; Insecta; Coleoptera; Silphidae
Gene: Imp
Product: insulin-like growth factor 2 mRNA-binding protein 1
Exons: 8
Coding region: 452-1864 (470 amino acids)
Biological process (GO): regulation of gene expression; nervous system development
Cellular component (GO): nucleus; cytosol; cytoplasm
Molecular function (GO): mRNA 3'-UTR binding
Source: RefSeq, a predicted model, not a curated record
UUUGCAGUCUGUAUAGAGUUGGUCCGUUCGCGCAGAGAUCUUAACUUAGGUAUACGCAAUGAGCGGCGGCGUUGGCGAGUAUCGCAAGUCGGCGGGCAAAAGAAUUCAGUUAGUGUUAAAGUGUCGUGUGCGUUGUUGCUGUUCGACGUUCUCUCGCCGUUUCUGCCGUCGCUAAACCUCAUUCCCAAUUUCUGUACAUAGCAUAUACCUAUAUAUAUAUAAUUAUAUAUACACACACACAUUUGCAGACUUACUUCUAUACUCCCCCCCCCCUUCAUACCAUUGACAUCUCGCCGUAGACUGGUCAAUGCUUUCCCGAGUGUCUCCAAAUCUUUGAACAAACAAGUGUGCCACGCCAAAAAUUAUCGUUUCGAACUUGCCGCAGCAUGUGCGCUUCGAGGACAUCGAACACUUGCUAACACCCCAUGGUCCUGUGGUGAACGUUGAUAAAAUGAACUGCAAGGAUCCCGCCUCUCAAAUCGUUCAGAUUACAUUCGAAACUGUCGAACAGGCGCAACAAGCCGUUAAUCACGUGAACGGAGUCGAGCUCGAGGGCAGACACUUGAGGGCGGAGAUGUCGAGCGAUAAGAAGGGCAGACGUGGGCCCCGCGUUCCUGGGGCUCCCUUCGGGGGAUUGCCAGGACAAAACCGCCAGACCGAUUUUCCCCUUCGCAUUCUCGUCCAAAGCGAUAUGGUCGGAGCGAUUAUCGGUAGACAGGGUUCCACUAUUAGGCAGAUCACUCAGCAAACUAGAGCUCGAGUAGACGUGCACAGGAAAGACAAUGUUGGUUCUCUGGAGAAAGCCAUUACCAUUUACGGAAAUCCGGAGAAUUGCACGAACGCAUGCAAGAGGAUCCUGGACGUGAUGCAACAGGAGGCAAAUAAUACAAACAAAGGGGAUAUUUCGCUGAAAAUUCUAGCGCACAAUAAUCUGAUCGGCCGGAUAAUCGGUAAAGGUGGAAACACGAUAAAGCGCAUCAUGCAGGAGACCGACACGAAGAUCACUGUGUCCAGUAUUAAUGACAUCAACUCAUUCAAUCUGGAGCGCAUCAUCACCGUCAAGGGAGUUAUCGAGAACAUGAGCAAAGCGGAAGCUCAAAUCAGCGCCAAACUUCGUCAGAGUUACGAGAAUGAUCUGCAAGCCAUGGCACCUCAAACAAUGAUGUUCCCGGGUCUGCACCCCAUGGCUAUGAUGGCCACCGCAGGAAUAGGUUACGGAUCCAGAGGUUUGUACACUGGACAAGCUCCAUAUCCUGGCAUCUAUCCGGCUGGUGCACCACAGAGCGGAGCAGGAGACACCCAGGAAACGACUUACCUUUACAUACCAAAUAACGCGGUGGGCGCCAUCAUAGGAACCAAAGGAUCCCACAUCCGCAACAUCAUCAGAUUCUCCGGAGCUACCGUGAAAAUUGCUCCACUGGACGAGACCAAGCCGCAGGACAUGCAAACAGAGCGUCGGGUCACUAUUGUCGGUUCACCCGAAGCUCAAUGGAAGGCUCAAUAUUUGAUAUUUGAGAAGAUGCGCGAAGAAGGAUUCGUGGCCGGUUCUGAUGACGUAAGAUUGACAGUGGAAAUAAUGGUGCCUAGUUCGCAGGUGGGCCGCAUCAUCGGUAAGGGUGGUCAGAACGUAAGGGAGCUUCAGAGAGUGACCGGAAGUGUAAUCAAGCUGCCGGAACAAGGCAGCAGCCCGCAAGAGGAUGAGACCACCGUGCAUAUCAUUGGGCCCUUCUUCAGCGUCCAGUCCGCUCAGAGGCGUAUCCGCGCCAUGGUGUUACAAUCGGUGGCGCCGCCCCAAGGAAGGCCUCGCGGCCCCAGAUUACCAAAAGACCAACAAGCUGAUGUCCCAGCUGAAGGUCAACAGUAACCCUUCAAUGAACGCAUCACUGCCGUUAACCGCAUGGGUUUUAAUCAUACGUUAUUUGUACAUAACAUCUCGAGGCCUUCCACAUUUAUCUAAUUUUUAUUAAAAAAGAAACUAAGAGAAAGAAAGAUAAAUAACAAAUAGUAUAUUUAUAAAAAGAAGAGAAAAAAGAAACUAAAAAAAGAACCUCAAAUACCUCAAUGCUAUAAGUGCUACAUCUUUUAAGAAGAUUUAUUAUUUAUUAUUAUUGGGAGAUUUAAUUUAGAGUUGAAUUUAAUGCUAUAUUAUUACACUUUUUUUUAAUUUAAUUUUUAUGAUGUUAUUAUUUUUGUGUGUAUUAAAAGAUAAAAAAAAAAACGUCGGAGGAGAGAAAGAGAAAUUUUAACGGUGUUAACUAUAUAUACGAUUCAGUGGAUAACGAAGGAAGACGGAACUCGGAAUAACGGUAUGAUGUAAACUGCGUGCCCCUCACAAAUGAUUUAAGGAUUAACAAAACAUACAAGCAUUAAGAAAAAAAGAAGAUGAAAUAACUACUAUAUAAAUAUAUAUUAUAUUAACUAUUACUACUACAACUACCUCAAACAAUCAAAACAAUUAGAGAAUAUUAAAACAAAUCAAGUCAUUGAAAACAAAUUGCAGAAUAUUUUACAGCGACCAACCACAAUGAACCUCAGAUAUAUUAUAAUAAAUAUAUUUUCUUUUUUUUUGAUAAUUUGAAAUAUUAUAUAUUAGAUAUAUAUACUAUAUACAAAGUUUUAAAACAAAGGGAGAUUUUUUAACACUAAAGGACAACCAAAGAUAUAUUAACUACUACUACUACUACGAUUUUAUUGAAAGAAAUACGAAUCAACAAAAAUUUCGGAAAUUGAUUAAAAGAAUACACAAGCGAGAGAGCGUUUUGACACACGAUUGUAUGGGAGCUUUUUAUUACUCGAAAAGAAAAGACGAAAAAGGAGAGACACUUAGUAAACAAUUUUGUUAUCUUCUUUUUUUCGAUACACGAUCGUGUUCAUCUGCGCGCACAAUAUAAUUAAUUAUAUUAAGUGAAGAAAGAAGCAAAAAAAACUGGAUUAUGACCAUUUCAAUUGUCUUUUAACGAGAUGAAAAUUUAAAAUAGUAACAAUCUGUUUCGAUUGAAUCCGGAACCAGCCCAUGCAGUCACAGUUUAGGUAACCUGAAAAUAACAAGAAGAAUCGUUUACAUCAGUAAAGGCAGAUUAAGUUCCUUUUUUUUAUGAAAGUGGUAAUUUGCGGUGCAGUUCGGAUGGUUUUAUCCUCCAGACGCGCAAAGUACGAAAAGAAAAGAGAGAAAAUAUAAUAAAGAAACAAACGUGGCUGUUGUUAACUUAUUUGUGUGAAUGUGUGAUUUUAAUUUUUAAAUAUGUUUUUCGUUCUAUUCUAUUAUUUUUUUGACAAUUCGGCGUGCGAAAACACACAUAUGCAAUACCAUGAAGAUAUCUUGUAUUUUAUUAAGCCGUUCGAACGGAGUGAAAGGAAAAAUUGGGUCGCCGAAUUGUGGAGAAAAAUGAUUUUGAUUUUAUUAUUAUUUUAUAUUUUUUUUUGCGAAAUUAUUUUAUA